CGUUUGUCUGCUUUUGAAACUUGCUUAAGAGCUACUAGUCAAUUUCUGUCUCUGUGUUUUCUGCCGGAAGAAAAUGUCGAAAAACACGAGCUCGAAUGCUUUCCGGAGGAUUGAUGUUGAUCAAUAUGACGAGGAGAAGUUUAUGGAUGACCAGACAGACCAGGGAGACACAGGUCCUGACGCAAAUAAUGUUAAUAAUCUUCUCAUGGGAGGAAAGGCUGUGGAUGCAUUGAAGGCUUGUCUGCAGAAUCCACCAGUGCGAACCAAAGAUGCAAGUGUUAAGGAAAAAGCAACUCUUCUGUUUGUUCGUGUUAUUUCCACGAUAAAAGCGAGCGAAAUUUCUGGUGCAUUGCAAUCAUUAAGUGUUGAAGAAGUGGACACGAUCAUGAAAUAUAUUUACAAAGGAUUUUCUCUCGGCCUGGAUGGCCAGCAAUGUGGGUAUCUUCUAUCUUGGCAUGAAAAGGUUGCUGCCAAAGGAGGCAUGGGGUGUAUUAUCCGAGUUUUAUCGGACAGAAAGCGGCUUUAGAAGAUGGUCUGUUACAACUAUAUUCGAUAUAUCUUUAUACUCUUACUGCUCGGUGCAAACAGCACUUUUUAAUUUACGUCUAUUGUGUUUUGCCAGGAGCUCUUGAGGGCCUUUUCUUGACUAUUCAAAUCAAAAUUUAAAGUGGAUGCUUUCAAGUGCAGUCUCUAGCAUGCAGUUGUCAAGUGAUUGUAAAAUCCACUUACCAAAGUUUCCUUAAAGCUGAUAUAAGCAUUGUGACUAAAAUAUACCAAGUACCCUGUCUUUUGCGCGCCGUUUCUCGUGCGCUCUUUCGCCCAAAAUUUAACUCCUAUUAUCGAAGCACUUACCAUCCUCUACUGCGCUCUAUGCAGACCGCAUGGAGCUUUAUAUGUGGUCGCCUUGAUUAUUUCAGGAUCCACAACGAGUGGAAAGGUUCAAAUCUGAUAAAUUCUCUUCCGCAAAUAAUAUCUCUUGGUCAAGAUUAAUUGUCGUCUCAUGUGACGUCACUAUUGCUGCUGUAGCAUCGAUUAUUUUUGAAUCCAGUUUUAAUACACGCAUAUACCCGGAUACUAACCAA
Molecule: messenger RNA, 1082 nt
Organism: Ciona intestinalis (vase tunicate)
Lineage: Eukaryota; Metazoa; Chordata; Ascidiacea; Phlebobranchia; Cionidae
Source: RefSeq, a predicted model, not a curated record